Thlaspi arvense is the source of this 9708-nucleotide messenger RNA. The record is from the annotation of a GenBank genome assembly. Lineage: Eukaryota; Viridiplantae; Streptophyta; Magnoliopsida; Brassicales; Brassicaceae.
AUGCGUAAAAGUUAUAAAAGCAUAAGGGCUUAUAUAGAAAAUUUCUUAGUCGGUGAAGUCCACCACAGUCCCCCGUCAAUAAACCCUGAACCUUUCUCCCCGGAAAUUCAAAAUCAGUUUCAUCGUUACCACUUCCCCCACUCACGAAGAUCGUCGCCGUUCGCGGAUUAUGCUGUAGGCAUCCCUUUGUUCGAUUUGACCAUGGUUACUUCGAGGGAUGUCCAUGAGGUCGUCUCCAAGCUUUCGUCGGAUAAAGCCAAGACUCGCGAAGAUGGACUCAAGUUAUUGAACACAUGGCUCGAAGGAGAAAGGUCAAUUAUCUUUUGUAGAUUUCUUUCGCAAAAUACAGCAAAGCUUAAGUUGGACGAGAUUCCAAAUGCUGAAACGUGGCCCUUUUUGGUUAAAAUUCUCCUUCAAUGUGUGUCUAUGGAGGUGUCAGGUAGUAAGCGACGGUUGCCCAAGCCAACUUUUGCAAAGACGCUUCGAGUUGUUAUUCAGAGAGCAGAGGAAACCAAGUUUCCUGGUGUACUAUUUCCUUUGCUAUCUAUGGCUAAAACCCUCUUUACACAUGUACAUGAUAUUUUGAGCAGUACACCUAGUUUUCAGUCAGACUAUGGGACCAUACUCCGCCAUCUAUUGGAAGUUAGGGAGUACCGUUUCCAAAUGAGGAAGCGUACAUAUUCCAGUUUGGUGCUGCUAUAUAUAGAAAGGGCUGAAGCAGGGUUUUGCGAGAAAAACAAUGGUCAACAUAGCCAGAAGGAGGAGGCUUUUCGUUAUAUUCUUACACUUCAGUCACUUCUAGAUAACACUCCGGGAGAUUUCCCUGAUGACCUUCGAGGGGAAAUUGUGAAUGGCUUCAUUCACAUCUUCUCUUCUGUAAGAGAUGAGGGAAAGCUCUCACGCAAGCUUAUCGAAUGUGUAAAUUCGUUCUUGCUGAAGGAUGGUCCCAAUAUAGGCUCCUUAUCAUUGGAAAUUCAUAAUGCGGUUCAACAGUUUGUGUUCCGUUGCUGGUUAACAACCCAUGAUAAGAACCUUAAGGAGAUACUUACUUCUUAUGGAAGGCUUCAGCUAAAUUUGACAAGGGGUUCUAGUGAAUCUAGUUCUUUGGUGGAACAACUUUUGGACGUGGUUACUCGUGAACUAGAUCUUGGUAGUUCAUCAAGUUCUGCAUCAUGGGGUGAUUCAACCAAGGAUGAUAAGUUUGGGACAUUGAGCAGCUAUCAAAGUAGCUUGGUUGAGUUGGCUGCACAUGUGCUCUAUCGGGCAGUUGUCAAUACUACUAGACCAUCACUGUCAGAGAAACGAGCUCGAAGACAACAUAUUGCAUUGCGUCUGGUAGAAGCACUUACUGAAGGAAAAUGGCUGUGGUGUGCUGCUUUUGGUUGUCUAGUUCGGACUUAUUGUACUCGCAUCAACAAGGAUCUCCUUAUUUACUGGUUUGAAGCCAUCUGCACAAACUUUCAGAGACUUCUGGAGGAUGCCAGUAAGAGACGUUCUUAUGAUGGUCUAUUAUGGACUUUGAGGAGUUUGCAAGGGCUCUCUUCUAGUUUGUUACUUCCAGAUACUACUAUGGACGUAUCAAAAUCAUCUGUUUCCUCAAGUGAGCUAGAUCGUGGUUGGCAAUUGAUCUGGAGUUCUUUAAUCCAUGGACUAGCAACAUUCAGCAGCAUGAGUGUAAUUGUUGAUGCUGUCUUGGUGCUCCUUGGAUCAAUCAUUUCAAGCAACCAUAUAAACGUAGGGAUUCUGCCUCAAGAAGUGUGGGAUCACCAAUUAUUCAGACACAUACCCUCUGAGCCGGCCUUGUACUUCAUUGCAUGUUACUUUUCACGUAUGGGUUGCCAGGGGAACCUGCAAGAUGAUUUACAUCUUCGACGCAAUCUUCUUAGGGCAGUUUGUGGCCCCCUUAGCUGGAAGGGUCGUUUGACACUGAAUGAGAGAAUGGUUCGGCUUCUACCAGCAGCUGCUUUUUCCCUAUGUGCUGGUUUCACAUCUUCACUUCCAUUACCUAAGGAACAUCUCCCAACACCAUCUGAAUGGGAUGCCUGUGAAGUGGUGAAUGAUGUUGUGAAGAUGGAUGAUGUUGAACAAGAAAGAAAUUUUGGACUCUUUGAAUGCUCUGUGGAGGUUCUAACAAGAGUCUGCUCGAAUUCUAGCAAGAUCUCUAGUUGCCGAGUUCCCGAUGGAGUACAAUUACCUCUGGUAUUAAGAGAUCCAUUGCUUCAUGACAUGGAAAUCUAUUUUCUUAGCAUUACCCCAGAGGACAGUGAGAAAGGACCACUGUCUGACAUCUUUAUGGGAUGUUCUCUGUUGUGUCAUUUUAUGCAUGGUUCGUAUAUCACAAGGAAGGGUAAAGGAAGCACUUCGUUCUUCUUAAAAGCAUGCCAGUAUUUGUUAGAAAGCCUGGACUAUGCUGUUGAAGCAGUUUUAAAGAGCCUCAACGAUUUUCAAAGGCUUGGUCCCUUGGGGUUUGGCUCAGAUUUUAAUGAGAAAAGUUCUAUAAUAAUUUCGUUGAGGUCUCUUACUAGUUCUCCUGUCUUCAGCAACAGAGGAGACCAAAAUCUUCUUGGCACUAGUUAUGAUGCUGUCUUUCAGUCCUUAGAGAAUCUUUUGCGGUCUUUUGCUAAAGUUUACGGAGAAUAUACUGAGCAUUCGUGGAAUUCCAAUACCCAUUCUGACUCUGCACCUUCAAAAUCGUUAGCACUUGAUUCCCCAGAAGUUGGCAGGAUUGUGGAUAUGGAUUUGGAUUUAGCUGAAGACACUAAAGAGAUCGAUCUUAUAACUGCUGGUGGAAAAGCUGUUCCCGGCGUGCCCGUUUCUACGGGGUACUGGAAGUUGGGCAUGAUAUCACUUAUCUCAUGUUUUUCUCCAGUACUUCAGUCUUCUACAUGGGAUGUUCUAUAUAAUAUUAUGGAGAAGGAAUGUGAUCCUAAGGUGUUGGAGAAUAUACUCUAUCAUCUAUGCCAGCUUUCAUACUUGACUACUAUGCCAAAGGUUAAUGAUUUGGUUGUUUUCUUGGAUGACAUGCUUAACACACAAGUGAAGAGCAAGCGUAACUGUCUCAAUAUAGUCACUGCUCUGCAUGUUCUACUUCGAAAUUUAUCGUCUUCGGGUAUGGGUUUUUCUGGACUCAGAACAAACUGGGAUUUGUCUUUAAUAGAAGGAGAAAGUUGUCAGGUCUUUGUCCAACUUGGCGCAAUGGUGAAUAAAGUUUCUGAGUUUGGUCUCUUGGGCUGGUUUGGGCGUGUGAGGCUUAUCAACUGUAUAUGUGAUUUUGUCUUGCUUAAUCCUCAGAUUGGUCAGACAAUGAUUGAGCGACUUUUAUUAAUGCUAAAUGACUCUGAUUAUCGGGUGAGGUUUGUCCUGGCAAGACAAAUUGGGCUUUUAUUCCAGACAUGGGAUGGUCAUGAGGCAUUGUUCCAAGAUAUUUGCUCCAGCUUUGGUAUUAUAUUGGUAACCUCCUCAAGGGAAAAACUUGUCACUGCAAGGGAUGUCCUGGCUGCUGGUCCUCAGCCUCGCCCAAAAAUGGAGACUGUCAUCAUUACUCUUAUGCACCUUGCUUAUCACAGUGAGAACAUAGAGUUGCAAGCUGUUUUUAUGAUGUGCGCUAUUUCAGCUAUAGAUCCCUGUCAGAGGGAAUUAAUCAUUGCUGCACUUGACAAUCUAUCAACACAACUCCACUACCCAUCUAGGUUCAAGUACCUGGAGGAACUUUUGGGCCCAAUCCUCUUUUCCUGGAUUGCAUGUGGUGUCAGUUUAGCUGCUCUUGUUGAGACAAGUCAGCUGUUCAUUCUAAAUGCUGAACCGAAAUAUUUCAUCCACUAUUGUUCCCAUUGGCUACUCCCAGCUCUUCUGCUGCAUGAAGAUCAUACUAACCUUGACUGGGUAGCUAAGAUGGCUGGCCAACCGGUGGCUGUCUUGGUCAAAGAAAAUUUUGUGCCAAUCUUUUCAAUAUGUAUGGGAUUGCACUGUAGUAAAACAUCCGAAUGUGAUAAAGGUGCGAUGGUGCUUCAGAAUUCAAUAUUGUACGUGGGCGAGAUCAGCGAGAACGAGAGGGAUAAGCUCAUUAAACGGAGUAUGGUGUCUAUUGUUAGUUUUGUUUUAUCACGUGCUUCGUCUUCACCAGAACCUCCAGUUCCUGCUUUUUCUCGUGACGCCAUUUCACGUGCAGUUCGAACAAUUGUGGAUGGUUUUCUGGAAACCGAUAAUUAUCCUAAGAAUGCAGCCGUCAUUGACAGGAUUAACGUUUUUCGCCCAGAUAGGGUGUUCAUGUUCACUACAGAAAUACAUUACAGAAUGUCAACCGCAUGCCAUCAUCGGCAUACCCGUCAUCAUUUGGCCGCUCUUGAAGAGCUUACAAUUAUUCUUGGUCAUAGAGCUUCAGUUCCAAGUUCCUUAAAUUAUAUAUUCAAUCUUGUUGGACAAUUUAUCGGCUCUCCCUCAUUACAAGACCAGUGUUGUAGUAUAGCUUCCUGUUUGCUGGAUUCAUUCAAAAACAAUCCGGCCAAAGAAAUUGUUAGUGUACUAGGUGACCAGCUCCAGUUUUUGGUCUCAAAGCUAGUUACAUGCUGUAUCGAUGCUGAAGCAGACUCCAAAGUUUCUGGUUCUAAGUCAGCUCAACUCGUAAAUUUGUUACACAAGCUAAUUGUUGAUUCAGAGUCUUCGCUCGAUGAAGAUAUCAGAGACUUAGAACCAUUGCCCGAUAUUAAAUUUUUUCAAGGCAUUCGUAAUUCACACAUCAGGAUUUGCGAAGCCUAUUCUCCGAGGAAUCAUCUGUUGAAGUGUGCUAGAAGAUCUUGUUAUCUUCCUCCAAGAUUCCUUUCCGGGAGUCUCCAAGCACUGCACAACAAGCUCAUAGCUACUGAAGCUUGUCGAGAAAAGACAAAUGUAGAAACUGGAGAUACUUUUUGGCAUUCUGACGAGGAAAUUGUAAAUGCUGUUUGGACUCUUGUCCGUGUGUCUGCCUCAGAUGAAGCAGAUAGUAUGAGAUUGUUGGUGUCGGAUUUUCUUUCCAGGGUUGGUAUUGGGGACCCCCACACUGUUGUUUUCCAUCUUCCUGGGGAGUUGGGCUCCAUGCAUGAUCUUCAGUUUGCUGGCCAAAAUACUGGGUCAAAAGUCAGAUCUUUUACUGAGAAUGGCAUAUCCGAUGAAACCCUUAUCGUACUGCUGAAAAUUCUUAAGAAGUAUCUUUUGGAUGACUCUGUAAAGAUUAUUGAUGUAACGUCUCAAACCCUUCGGGGAAUUCUUUCAACCGAAAGGGGGCAGCAAGCAUUAUCAUCUAUCGAUUCUUGUGAGAGAUCUUUGAUUGAGAUACAUGGCAGGGGGGUGAACCUUGACAUUGUUGAAAAGAUCUUACUGGAUAGCCAAAAGCAGUUCAAAGCUGAGAGCUUUUCACUGGAGAGGUCUGAAGUGUGGUCCACAGAUAAUAAAAAUUUUGACAGAUGGAUUUGUCAGCUUGUGUACUGUAUGAUCGCUUUAUGUGACGAUGUCCCAUUAAGGUUAUGCCAGAACAUAGCAAUGCUGAAAGCUGAAAUCUCUGAGCUUCUAUUUCCAAGUGUUAUUGUUAGUCUUGCAGGAAGGAUAGGGACAGAUAUCAAUGUACACGAAUUAAUUACAUCCCAGGUGAAAGAGCAUAUCUUCAUUGAUUCAAACAAGCUAACAAAGUCGAAGCAGAUUAUGUUAAGUACUCUGAAUGAACUGCGGAUGUGUUAUGUCCUGGAACGAUCGAUUUUUUCUGGGCAAACUAAGAGAGAAAAGAACACUAAGCAUUCUAGCUACAAUUCAAGAUCUUCCUCCACGGCUACUAAGAUUAGAGACGUGGAAAUAGCAAGAAAUGGAAUGGCAGCGUCCAUAACCUCAAAUUGGGACAAGGUUUAUUGGCUUUCCAUUGAUUAUCUGGUUGCUGCCAGAUCAGCAGUAGUUUGUGGUGCAUAUUUGACGGCCUCCAUGUACGUGGAGUACUGGUGUGAGGAGAAAUUUGGCAGUCUAAGCCUCGGAGAUCCUGAUUUUUCUUACCAUGAUAUGUUACCGGAUCAUGUUGAGAUACUUGUGUCUGCAAUAACAAGAAUAAACGAGCCUGACAGCUUGUAUGGGGUUAUACAUUCAAACAAGUAUUUUCCUGAUGUGGUAACAUUAGCCCUUUCGUCACCUACUUUGUCUGCCCAAAUAACCACAUUUGAGCAUGAGGGAAACUGGACUAGGGCACUCGAGUACUAUGACUUGCAAGCACGUUCACAGAAAAUGGUGGUGCCUGGUAGCCUUUCUGAAAAUCUAGAGGUGGAACAUAAUCAGCCAACAAUUACUGCAGAACAUUCUGUUUUUGGCGAUGGGGAGGUCCAGAGACAACCUUUCAAAGGGCUCAUUAGGUCGUUGCAGCAGACAGGCUGUAUGCAUGUUCUGGAUCUGUAUUGUCGGGGCUUGACUUCCCGAGAAGGAUGCUUUCAGUAUGAUCCAGAGUUCAUCGAAUUGCAGUAUGAGGCUGCAUGGCGUGCAGGAAAAUGGGAUUUUUCUUUACUUUAUCCACAAUCGCACUCCCCACCUAUGCAACAUGUCAAGAACAAUAACUAUCAUGAAAAUCUGCACUGUUGUUUGAGAGCGCUGCAAGAAGGGGAUUGCAAUGGAUUUUAUGGAAAACUGAAGGAUGCUAAGAAGGAGCUUGUAUUGUCUAUAUCCCGUGCAAGCGAAGAAAGCACUGAAUUUAUAUACUCAACUGUAGUGAAACUUCAGGUCAUCUUAAUCUUGAUUAGUCAGAAUUCUGCAAGAGCUAUUGCAAGCAUCAAGAUCAAGAUGAUUAGUCAAGAGCCUCUGAUGCUUGCAAUUCUUUAUCAUCUUGGAGUAGUUUGGAAUCUUCGCUGGACGACAUCUUCACAUGAAAGUGUGCAUGGCUAUCCAGUCAAACAAAUUGCAUGUGCAGAGCCCUUGACUCCAACAAUAGAGCAGUUGUCUUCGCUGAAUAAAGAUUGGAGCUCUAUUAUUACGCAAACUCAAUUGCACAUGAAUUUGUUGGAGCCGUUUAUCGCAUUUAGGCGAGUUCUCCUCCAAAUCAUGGGAUGUGAGGAAUGUACCAUGCAACAUCUUUUGCAGUCUGCUUCGCUGCUUCGCAAGGGAUCAAGGUUUUCUCAUGCAGCUGCGGCUCUGCAUGAGUUCAAGUUUCUUUGUUCAAGAAGUGAUGGACGACAACUCGUUCCAGAUUGGCUUGGAAGGAUUGAAGAGGCGAAGCUAUUACAUGCUCAAGGGCGGCAUGAAGUUGCCAUCAGUCUGGCAAGCUACAUCUUAGGAAAUUAUCAAUUAAAAGAAGAGGCUUCAGAUAUAUAUCGUGUGAUUGGAAAAUGGCUAGCGGAAACCAGAUCUAGCAACUCUAGAACAAUUUUAGAGAAGUAUCUCAAGCCUGCAGUUUCGCUUGCCAAGAAACAGAGUUCCGAGAUAUGCAAAAGGUUGGUAGAAAGACAGAGCCAGACUUGGUUUCAUCUGGCUCAUUAUGCAGAUGCUCUAUUUAAGAGUUAUGAGGAAAGACUCUCCUCCAGUGAAUGGCAAGCUGCAUUGCGGCUACGAAAACACAAGACGAAAGAGUUGGAGGUGCUUGUUAAACGGUUUAAGAGUUCAAAGAAGGCAAGUUGUACUUUACCUCCGUUUGGGGAACAAUCUGACUACUCGCUGAAGAUUCAAGAUCUACAGAAGCAACUAACAAUGGACAAAGAAGAGGCAGAAAAACUGCAGAUUGACAGGGAUAACUUUCUGAAACUUUCGUUGGAGGGGUAUCAACGUUGUCUGGAAAUUGGUGACAAGUAUGAUGUCCGAGUGGUCUUUCGACUAGUAUCCAUGUGGUUUAAUCUCGCCUCCCAGAAAAAUGUUAUUGCUAGCAUGUUAAGCACCAUCAAUGAGGUUCAGUCUUACAAAUUUGUACCACUUGUUUAUCAAAUUGCCUCAAGGUUGGGCAGUUCUAGAGAUGAAUCAGGAUCUAACAGCUUUCAGUCUGCUCUGGUUUCACUUGUCAGGAAAAUGGCCAUUGAUCAUCCAUACCAUACUAUCUUUCAGCUUCUGGCUUUGGCAAACGGUGACCGAAUCAAGGAUAACCAACGCAGUAGAAAUUCUUUCGUGGUUGAUAUGGAUAAAAAGCUUGCAGCAGAGCAUCUCUUGCAGGAUGUAUCACAGUAUCAUGGGCCUAUGAUUAGACAAAUGAAACAACUGGUAGAUAUUUACAUCAAGCUUGCAGAGCUUGAGACGAGGAGAGAGGAUACCAAUAAAAGGGUAGCACUACCGAGAGAAAUUCGUAGUGUGAAGCAAUUGGAACUUGUACCUGUAGUGACUGCUACAAUUCCUGUUGAUCGCAGCUGCCAGUACAAGGAAGGGUGGUUCCCUUUUUUCAGAGGUUUAUCCGAUUCUGUUACAGUGAUGAAUGGUAUUAAUGCUCCAAAAGUAGUUGAAUGCUUUGGCUCUGAUGGCCGAAAAUAUAAGCAACUUGCAAAAUCGGGCAAUGAUGACCUCAGACAAGAUGCUGUUAUGGAACAAUUUUUUGGGCUCGUCAAUACCUUUCUACAUAAUAACCGGGACACAUGGAAGAGAAGAUUAGCCGUACGCACAUACAAGGUUAUUCCUUUUACUCCAAGCGCUGGUGUUCUUGAGUGGGUUGAUGGCACAAUUCCACUUGGAGAUUAUCUUAUAGGAAGUUCAAGGAGUGAGGGCGCUCAUGGUCGUUAUGGCAUUGGAAACUGGAAAUAUCCUAAAUGCCGAGAACAUAUGUCGAGUGCAAAGGACAAGCGCAAAGCCUUCAUGGAUGUCUGCACAAACUUCAGGCCUGUCAUGCAUUACUUUUUCCUGGAAAAAUUCCUGCAGCCUGCUGACUGGUUUGUGAAGAGGCUUGCGUAUACACGUAGUGUUGCAGCUAGUUCAAUGGUUGGGUACAUCGUUGGUCUUGGUGACCGUCAUGCCAUGAAUAUAUUAAUCGAUCAAGCCACAGCAGAAGUUAUUCACAUAGAUCUUGGAGUUGCUUUUGAACAAGGAUUAAUGCUCAAGACUCCUGAACGGGUCCCUUUCAGGCUGACAAGAGACAUAAUUGAUGGAAUGGGUAUCACAGGAGUGGAAGGCGUUUUCAGGAAAUGUUGUGAAGAAACCCUGUCUGUGAUGCGAACAAAUAAAGAGGCGCUGCUGACAAUUGUUGAAGUUUUUAUACAUGAUCCUCUGUACAAAUGGGCAUUGUCCCCCUUAAAGGCUUUGCAAAGACAGAAGGAAAGUGAAGAUGAUGAUGGCAUGAACUUGGAAGGAUUACAAGAGGAAUUCGAAGGUAACAAGGAUGCUGCACGUGCCUUGAUGCGUGUCAAGCAAAAACUCGAUGGCUAUGAGGGUGGUGAGAUGAGAAGCAUUCAUGGCCAGGCACAGCAACUGAUACAAGAUGCAAUUGACACAGAUCGUUUAUCACAUAUGUUCCCUGGCUGGGGAGCAUGGAUGUAACUCUAUCAAACCUUCUUCUACAUUUUCUUCCAAUAUUUGGUCUGUAGAUAUAGAGAUCUUUAUGUAAAGUUCAAAAUACUUUAGCUGCCAAAUUUUGUAUAACUCAUGAAGGUGUAGGGAGCAUUCUAAUAUUUGUAUCGUCGUGUGUAUCUUUGAAUUGGCGAUACACUUAUACAAUAGGAAGUAUUCACAAUUCCAAAUCCAUACUCGGAAAACAUAACCACAUUCAAAGAUUAUCGCCAAUUGCAGGAAAAAUGCUUUGAA